This is a messenger RNA of Helicoverpa zea (corn earworm), 994 nucleotides long. RefSeq lists its product as uncharacterized. The coding region runs from base 218 to 886 and encodes 222 amino acids. Lineage: Eukaryota; Metazoa; Arthropoda; Insecta; Lepidoptera; Noctuidae. The transcript is spliced from 4 exons. The record is from RefSeq and is a predicted model, not a curated record.
AUUUUAUUAGUUUGAUCAACGCAACCCACAACAGAUGUUGUGUCCGGAAAUUCAGAUACGAUUUCGUUGUCACUAUUGUUUUAUUGAAAUUCUGUAUUUAUGACUGGAAAUUCAAUUUAGAAGUGCACUGAAGUCUUGUAGCUCGUGUCGGAAUAAAGCGAAUGUUUAUAGUGGUACAUAUUGCAUAGUGAGGUACCAAUAGGUGCUGGAUAUCAAAAUGAAAGGAGAACUCCCAGUGUGUACAAGAUGUUGCUUCUGUUUUCCACUGCGAAGGGGUCUGCUCGCGUGGGGAUACAUAAAAUUAAUAGCUGACUUCAUAUUCAUACUGAUGAUGCUGUAUAUAGUCCUCAUUAUGAUUUUGUUUAUCAGAGCUUUUACCGAUGGAAGCUUUUGGGCGAUGAUGUAUUCAGAAGUUAUUAUGGGAUCAAUUGGAAUUCUUAUAUGUUUAGUAGAUAUUGCUAUCACCAUCGUGUUCAUCGUCGGCGGACAUACGAAAAACGUGAAGCUGAUACGAGUAUUCUACAUCCACAGCUUGGUGGUAUGCGUGGUGUCAGCCAUCUUGUGUCUGUUCACCAUCCUUGCGCCGAUAUUAGCUUUCUUCUAUACCAUAGAUGUACGACACGUCGAAACUCUGGUGAUGAGUGUCGUAACUUCCUUGGGUAUUUUGGCGAUACAAUGCUACUUCGUACUUCUUCUAAGAAGUGAGAUCAUAAAACUGAAUAGCAACUGCGAGUUCAGGUUUGUGAACAACGCGGCUGAAGCUGAAUGUACCAUGAAAAUCAGAGGUGACGUACCGGAAGAACCCAUGGCAGAACCUAUUUUGGAAAAGGCUAACGAAUCUGAUGAUGAAACUGUAAGCACUAAACAGUUGGUUGAAUCGGUCUAAAAGGAUACCUACCAACUGUGAUCUGUUCAUACAUACUUAGAAUCGUGUACGUACCUAUUGUAAGACAUUAUAAUUUAUUAAGUUAUUAUAUGUACCUAUUCCUAAUAA